CGGUAUGGUUUUAACAAAAAAAAAAAAUCUAUCUAGCUAAUGUUUAAGUAAGGAUAUAAUUCAUUCGUACAAUAGUAAAUUCGAGUUUUCCUUCUGACUGUCUCCUCACAUCGCUUCUACUCCAUAAGGGGUAUCCAUACAUACACUUAACUUAUGGACGAAUGCAUCAUCAAGGCUGCUUCUGCUUUUUUACUUGGAUUGCUGAUUUCAGUCUUCAGUAACAGAAACAGUUUCUGUGAUGGGAAGUUCGAGGGUUCAUGCAGGGAGAGAGAGAAACAUGCACUUCUAAAGUUCAAGAGUGAUCUAAUAGAUCCUUCAGGAAGGCUUUCUUCUUGGGGUGUUGAUCAGAAGGAUUGCUGUGUGUGGGUGGGAGUUACGUGCAACAACUCCACCGGCCAUGUUCAUGAGCUUCGCUUACAGAAUCCAGAUGCAGAGAGUGGAUGGCUUCCUUACUUUGGCUAUGAAAAGUCAGGAUUAAGUGGGAAGAUAAACCCUUCUCUUCUCGUUUUGAAAAGGUUAAGUCAUUUGGACUUGAGCUACAACAAUUUCAAAGGACUUCAAAUUCCAGAUUUUAUUAGUUCUCUCACGCAUCUACGAGUUCUCGACUUGUCUGAAGCUGGUUUUGGAGGGUUGAUUCCUCAACAACUUGGUAACCUUUCUAGUUUAGUAUCUCUUCGUCUUAAAGGACGUGAUGAUUAUACAAGCACCUUACGUGUUCAAGAUCUUCAAUGGCUCUCCAACCUUCGUUUGCUUAAACAUCUCGAUUUGAGCUUUGUUAAUCUUAGCAAUGCAUCGAAUUGGGUAGAGAAGGUGAAUAUGGUUGGGUCUAUUGAAGAAUUGUACUUGGCUGGUUGUUAUCUUGAUUCCCAUACUUCGCUUCUUACUAAUAAUAAUUUCACUUCCAUUUCUACACUCGAUCUUUCUCACAACAAUUUCGAACCAUCAUUACCUCGUUGGAUUCUCAGUAUCACCACCCUGGAUUCACUUUCUUUAUCUCAAAUUGGUAUUUCUGGACCAAUCCCAUUCGGUCUAAGGAACAUGAGCAAUCUUCAAAAUCUUGACCUCUCUUCAAACCUAUUAGAUUCUAGUAUACCUAAAUGGGUAGGAAAUUUCUCAUCUUUAAUUUCGUUAGAUUUGUCGAACAACCAGUUGAAUGGAAGUCUUCCCGAAAGUCUUGGUCACCUUUCCAUGUUAGAAGGCUUGUACAUUUCCAGUAAUUUUCUUGAAGGAAUCGUCUCAGAGGCUCAUUUUUCCAAUCUCACAAACAUGAUUUAUCUGUAUGCAUCAGACAAUUCAUUGUCCAUGCACGUGAGUCCAGAUUGGAAUCCAGUUUUCCAGCUUGAACAAAUGGAAUUAAGAUCUUGGAAACUCGGCCCCAAGUUUCCUAGUUGGCUUCGAUCUCAAAACAAGCUGUUGGACUUGGACUUGUCAUGUGGUCAAAUAGCCGAUAGUGUUCCUUAUUGGUUUUGGGAUGAGUUAUCAUCUCAUUUUAUGUACUUGAAUCUUUCUCAUAACCAGCUUCAUGGUGAGAUACCAAACAUAGCACCAACACUAGGUGCUAUUCACUCAGUGAUGUACUUGAACUCGAACAAAUUCAGUGGUUCAUUGCCUUUAUUCCCUCCAAACUUACGGGAGUUGGAUGUUUCAAGGAAUUCAAUUUCGGGUAACAUCUCAAGGUUCUUAUGUGACAAACAACCACAUGAGUUGAAAAUCCUUCACCUAGGAGACAACUUAUUCUCAGGGAAAAUCGCAAAUUGCUGGAACAAUUGGCUGCAACUGGAAGUGCUAAUGCUUGGAAACAAUAACUUCACAGGGAGUAUACCGAUAUCCAUUGGACAUCUACAAGGCUUACGCUCCUUACACCUACGCAACAAUAGCUUCACCGGAGUCAUCCCUUUGUCUUUGCAGAAAUGCAAGAAUUUGACUAUGAUCGAUCUUAGCAUAAAUAAUUUUAUUGGUAACAUACCCACAUGGAUAGGGAAAAUGCUUACCAAAGUUAUGGUGUUGAUCCUCCGUUCAAACAAGAUCAGUAGUGAUAUACCUCAUCAGCUCUGUGAACUUGUCUCCCUUCAAAUCUUGGACCUCUCAAACAACAAGUUGACUGGAAAGAUUCCGAAAUGCAUCAACAAGUUGAGUGCAAUGACCAGAGUUAAAUACUCAAACCACACAGCGAUAUCCUACGCUUAUUAUGGUGGAGAGAUUGCAAUUUUGGAAAACGCGUUUUUGGUCACGAAAGGAUUGGAGUUCCAAUAUGACAGCAUCCUUUCUCUGAUGACGCUUAUCGAUCUCUCAAACAAUGUUUUGUCAGGAGAGAUACCAGAGGAACUAACAAGCUUAAAAGGGUUACGAGCGUUGAAUCUAUCAAAGAAUCAUCUGUCAGGAGUGAUCCCAAAAAGUAUUUCGAACAUGGGACUAGUUGAAUCACUUGAUUUGUCAACCAAUCAGCUAUCUGGUAAAAUUCCUGCAAGCAUUGCAAGCUUGAGUUUCUUAAACUACUUCAAUGUGUCGUUUAAUGAGUUGUCUGGCCAAAUUCCGACAAGCACUCAGCUCCAGAGCUUCGAUGCUUCUUCAUAUGUGGGAAAUAAGCUAUGUGGACCACCAUUACAAAAUGACUGCAUCGACAAUACCAUAGAAGCUGAUCACCAAGAUGACAAUGAUGAUGCAAAGGAAUCUGAGAAGUUCUACAUAUGCAUGAUAAUUGGUUUCGUAGUGGGCUUUUGGGGAUUGAUUAGUCCGUUGCUCUAUAGCUACUCAUGGAGACGCACAUACUUCAGAUUUCUAGAUGCUAAUUGGUGUCGAGUUUAUGUUUAUGUUAGGAGAUGGUUUAGGUGCUGCUAGAUUAAUUUCUUUAUACAUGUAUUUAUAAUAUAUUGUACUAGUAUCAAUGUUAUUAAGAUCUAUAUCCUAUAUAAGAUCGUUGUUCGCUUUGCAAAA
Messenger RNA from Lactuca sativa (garden lettuce), 2934 nucleotides. Its product is annotated as receptor-like protein EIX2. NCBI's taxonomy places the organism in Eukaryota, Viridiplantae, Streptophyta, Magnoliopsida, Asterales, Asteraceae. The record is from RefSeq and is a predicted model, not a curated record. Gene Ontology annotation, molecular function: protein binding.